Messenger RNA from Strongylocentrotus purpuratus (purple sea urchin), 1385 nucleotides. RefSeq lists its product as uncharacterized. The coding region runs from base 657 to 1385 and encodes 242 amino acids. The transcript is spliced from 3 exons. The record is from RefSeq and is a predicted model, not a curated record. Lineage: Eukaryota; Metazoa; Echinodermata; Echinoidea; Camarodonta; Strongylocentrotidae.
GGGCAUUCUUUUAUUCCAUGAUGUAGGUACAAAAUCCACGUUUUGUCAUAAAUAGGUCAAAAAGCAAGCACUAUGGUAUUGAUAUCAGUAUGAUUUCAUUUGUGCGUUGCUCUUUCAUAAUAUAGUUGGAUGAAGCAGAAUAUCAAUACACCUGUCAACUGAUAAAACAUUUUGCUCCUAGCUUCCAGUUGUCAUUUUCUUGUAUAUGUCGGAUCUGGAUUGAAAUAAGCUCAACUUCUUCUUGGAUAAUGCAGAUAUAGGCCUAGACUUCCACGACUGAAAGAUAAACAUUACAAUCGAAUAUCAUUUGUGUGGGAGUCAACUUGUCUUAGAAUAAGAGAAAAUCUUUGGGAAAAGAAAAUCGACAGCAGGAAAAUAACAUUUCGGAUAUCUACACACAAGUUUAAAUGCUGUAUGGCCAACUUGAAUUAAACCAUCAGAGAAACAGAGCUGUAAGUGCUGUUCAGUCAGAAAGUUACUAGAAAAAAAACAGCAAAAAAAGAUCGAGAACAGCUAGAAAAGACUACACAUUUCAUCAACAAUAUUAUUGAUCGCCGUUCACACGUAUGUAGUAUAUAGGCCUACUCGUAUCAAGGUUAUAUUGAUGAUCUAUUUCUGAACAUUCCUACAAGAUACUGGAAACAUAUAAGUAGACAAUGUCUUCAUCGAAUACCGAUGGUAGCAGGACCAUUCUGUGGUGUGUUCCUCGGUCCAUCUCGACAGCACUCGCCAAGUGUCUCAGCUUCAUCGAUGCCUCGGAGGUGUGGUUUGAACCCUAUGCCUACUGCAACGCCACCAGCAAUGAGUAUAAACAUCAAACGAAGCUCAACAUACCCAUGGAGUAUGAGGGCAAUGAGGAGAUCUUUCAGAGAGUAAAAAAGGCCCUAGACGGCAUGGCAAAUACCCACUUUGAGCCCGAUCGCCUCUCAUACGGUUCUGUAAAGCGUCGUCUUGAAGCCACUACCGCCAAACACGUGAUGGUAAAGGACAUGGGCAAUGCAAUGACGGAGGAGUACCGUGCCUACCUCCCCAAGGGGUACAGACACACCUUUCUCAUCCGACACCCUGUCCGCUCCAUAGCCUCCUACCGCAAGAUGAUGUACAAUCAGUUCUCUGAGCUAGGACUACUGGAAGGUAAAGCUGCCUCUGAGGAGACUUACGACGUGGAACGCGAUGACCGCUUCUUCCCCUCUGGCUAUGGCACGAAAGAAACAUACGACCUCUGGAAUUACAUUCAAGACGAGAAUAUUGAUACCAACCCUGUCGUUAUAGAUGGUAACGAUCUGUUGUCGAAACCUGCCGAGACGCUUUCGGCUUAUUGCACCGCCGUCGGGUUACCGUACAGCAACGGCUUACUGCAGUGGGACGCGUCACCAAGGUGCUGA